This is a messenger RNA of Drosophila navojoa, 1468 nucleotides long. RefSeq names its product snake (gene snk). NCBI's taxonomy places the organism in Eukaryota, Metazoa, Arthropoda, Insecta, Diptera, Drosophilidae. The record is from RefSeq and is a predicted model, not a curated record. Gene Ontology annotation, biological process: proteolysis. Gene Ontology annotation, molecular function: serine-type endopeptidase activity.
GUAUAUGUUCGCUCCAAAUUUGAGUUCAUUAGCUUUUUGCGCUUUCUAGCACUGACACACAGGCAGCUUUCGUUGAGCGGUAGGAUUACGUUAUUUAGAUGUUUACAAAUGUGCAAGAAACAAAAACAAAGGCGACGACAAAUGAAGAAAUGCCAAUUUUGUCCGUAAUUAUCAGCGUACAAUUUAUGCUGCUACACAUACAGGCACUAAAUGCCGCUUUUGAGAUUUUCAAUUACCAAACGACCAAGUACACGCUUCCAGAACACUGGCCCCAGGAGCCAUCUGCAGCCGAUGCUGUUCCAACUGAACGGGAUCAGCAGGAUGAACUUUCGGAGAGCUCUUUGAAAUUCGACAAUGACGAUGAACAGCGUCCAGGACCGGCACGGACGCUGCAAGAGGGCGCCUUUUGCCGGCGAAGCUUUGACGGACGUAGCGGCUAUUGCAUCGUGGCCUAUCAGUGCCUCCAUGUUAUACGGGAAUACCGCGUGCACGGCACGCCCAUUGACAUUUGCACGCAUCGCAACAACGUGCCGGUCAUUUGUUGCCCACUGGCCGAAAAGCAUGUCCAGUCGCAACGGAUCAGCGCCACAAAAUGUCAGGAGUACAAUAGCGCCACUAAGGGACUGCGCCUGGGCGACACUGGACGCAGUUUCUCGGGCAAGCAGUGUGUGCCCAGCGUGCCUUUGAUUGUGGGUGGCACGCCCACACUGCACGCCCUCUUUCCACAUAUGACCGCACUGGGCUGGACGCAAAGCGACGGCGUCAUCAAAUGGGGCUGCGGCGGCACGCUGGUCAGUGAGCUUUAUGUGCUCACGGCGGCACAUUGCGCCACGUCGGGUAGUAAGCCACCGGACAUGGUGCGUCUGGGCGCACAGCAACUGAAUGUCACCAGCCCGUGGCAGCAGGACAUUAAAAUACUCAUCAUUAUUCUGCAUCCCAAGUAUCGCUCCUCUUCCUACUACCACGAUAUCGCCUUGCUGAAGCUGACCAAGCGCGCCAAAUUGUCUGAGCAUGUGCGUCCGGCCUGCUUGUGGCAAUUGCCCGAGAUGCACAUCAAAACGGUGGUGGCAACCGGCUGGGGACGCACGGAAUUCCUGGGCGCCAAGUCGAAUACGUUGCGCCAGGUGGAUCUAGACAUGAUACAGCAGCAGCGUUGCAAGCAAAUCUAUCGCAAAGAACGUCGACUGCCCAAUGGCAUUGUCGACUCGCAGUUCUGUGCUGGCUAUUUGCCGGGCGGCAAGGACACCUGCCAGGGUGACUCCGGCGGACCGCUGCACGCGAUUCUACCCGAAAACAAUUGUGUGGCCUUUGUCGUGGGCAUCACAUCAUUCGGCAAGUUCUGCGCAGCGCCCAAUGCGCCGGGCGUCUACACAAAGCUAUACGCCUACCUGGACUGGGUGGAGAGGAUUGUCUUCAAGAAGCAUUAGAUAAGAAUAAUAAUACAUAAAAGCUCAAUUUACUGCUAUUC